This is a messenger RNA of Betta splendens (Siamese fighting fish), 1685 nucleotides long. It is a transcript of the gene bbs5, whose product is annotated as Bardet-Biedl syndrome 5. Gene Ontology annotation, biological process: intracellular transport; cilium assembly. Gene Ontology annotation, molecular function: phosphatidylinositol-3-phosphate binding. The record is from RefSeq and is a predicted model, not a curated record. The coding region runs from base 116 to 1144 and encodes 342 amino acids. Lineage: Eukaryota; Metazoa; Chordata; Actinopteri; Anabantiformes; Osphronemidae. The transcript is spliced from 12 exons. Gene Ontology annotation, cellular component: ciliary basal body; BBSome.
CCGUCUGUUGCCACGGUGACUAUGACGCCAACCUGGUUCUGGCAUCUUAGCCAGAUUAUUAAGAUAAACGCCUAGCCAGUGGCUAAAACAGCCCCUGUCACUAUAACCUGCUGCCAUGGCAUCUGCUUUAGAUGCGCUGUGGGAAGACAGAGAUGUCCGGUUCGACAUAACCGCGCAGCAAAUGAAAACGCGCCCAGGAGAGGUGCUUAUAGACUGCCUGGACUCCAUAGAGGACACGAAAGGAAACAACGGAGACAGAGGACGACUCUUGGUGACAAACCUGAGAAUCAUCUGGCACUCUUUAGCCCUACCGAGAGUCAAUUUGUCUGUGGGUUACAAUUCAAUUAUCAAUAUCACAACGAGGACAGCUAACUCAAAACUGAGAGGCCAAACUGAAGCUCUUUACAUCCUUACAAAGUCCAACAACACAAGGUUUGAGUUCAUUUUCACAAAUGUGGUUCCAGGAAGUCCCCGACUGUUUACAUCUGUCAUUGCCGUCCACAGGGCAUAUGAGACUUCUAAAAUGUACAGGGAUCUGAAAUUACGAGCUGCUCUUAUUCAAAAUAAGCAGCUGAGACUUUUGCCCCGAGAGCAAGUGUAUGAUAAAAUCAAUGGAGUUUGGAAUUUAUCCAGCGAUCAGGGCAAUCUUGGGACUUUCUUCAUCACCAAUGUUCGGAUUGUGUGGCAUGCAAAUAUGAACGAGAGCUUCAACGUCAGCAUUCCUUACCUCCAGAUUUGGUCUAUCAGAAUAAGAGACUCAAAGUUCGGCUUGGCUUUGGUGAUAGAGAGUUCACGCCAGAGUGGUGGAUAUGUGCUGGGAUUCAAGAUUGACCCCGUGGAUAAGCUACAAGAUGCGCUUAAGGAAAUCAACUCACUGCAUAAGGUGUACUCUGCCAACCCUAUCUUUGGCGUCGACUAUGAAAUGGAAGAAAAGCCUCAGCCACUGGAGGAAUUAACGGUGGAACAGCCUCCUGAUGAUGUGGAAAUUGAGCCGGAUGAGCAGACUGAUGCCUUCACUGUCUACUUUGCUGAUGGCAAUAAGCAACAAGACCGUGAGCCGGUGUUCUCAGAGGAGCUGGGUCUCGCAAUCGAAAAGCUUAAAGAUGGUUUCACACUUCAAGGACUCUGGGAAGUCAUGGGCUGAAAUAAUGCACCUAAACACAGUUUUAAUAUUCAAGGAAAUAAUGUAUUUGUGUGUGUAAAUAGAUCAAAUUGAAGUCGUAUAGUUACACAAACAUACUUUUAUACUUUUUGUAAAGUAUAUUUGUUUUAGGGGAUAGAAAGAUCCACGUUAUGUAUUUAAAUACAUACUGAAGAUUGAAGAAGACUGUACAGAAGACUGUAUUUUAAACAUUCCAUUUAGUUAGGUUUGUGCUGCUUCUCAGACACAGUUUGUUUGUGUGUGGAAAGAACACGGUGAUCAGAGGCUAAAUACAAAGCUGCAUAAAGCUCUGAAGUAUUUUCAAAAUGUUCAACGAGAACAAACUGUGACCUGUCAAAGCAGCAGCUGUCUACUUAGGUAAUUCCCUUAUGGAUGUGUGUGCACACAAAUACUGAGUGAAACAGUCAUUGCUAUCAGUGAAUUGUGACUCACUACACAUGUAGAUGUCCCUAGAAUACACAAUUGUAAUGAAACCAUUCAUAUUUGUACACACAGCACUGAAUGAAAUAGUCCUGGUACUGUU